This is a messenger RNA of Drosophila biarmipes, 879 nucleotides long. RefSeq names its product bifunctional lysine-specific demethylase and histidyl-hydroxylase NO66. The transcript has a single exon. Bases 107 to 703 code for a protein of 198 amino acids. NCBI's taxonomy places the organism in Eukaryota, Metazoa, Arthropoda, Insecta, Diptera, Drosophilidae. The record is from RefSeq and is a predicted model, not a curated record.
AACCUCAUUCUCUCUCAGCCAUUCGUUCGAUACGAAAAAGGUUUUUCUUUGAUAAUAAACCAAAAUUCUCGGUGCAUAUUAAAUUUUAGUGAAUAAAACUGUGAAAAUGUCCGAGGUGGAGCUACGGGUUUCGAAGAAAUCUAACAGGAAGACUAAAGAUUUGAGUCCUGCGUGUUUGGAUGACUUGGUGAACCAGGUCUUCGACAAGUCGAAGCAGCUGAGGAUGUCCGUGAAGGAACAACGAAAACUGGUGCAGGAAUAUCUGAAUGCCAAGAUCGAGGAUAGCGAUGAAAGUGAAGGACAGUGUGUCAAUGAUUCUGAUUAUGAUAGCUUUUCCGAUUCCGGGGAUGAUGACUAUUCCGAUUACGAAGAAGAAACCUAUUCGGAUGAGGAAACGGAGGAGAGUAGUGACGGGUUGGAAUCGGGAUCUAGUGAGGAUGAGGAGGGAUCCCCUGAAAUGCAAGGAGAAAUCAAGAACUUGGAUGGGAAAAUCUCCAAGGAUGAACCAGAAUUACCUCGUCUUGUGUCCUAUGUUGGUCCCCCGAAACGCUCGUUGGAACCUUCAUCUCGUAUCCAACGUCGUAUGACAAUGGCCGGUGGUUUGUUGGCUUCUCCAAUUCGCAAUUCUGUAGCCUCUACUACAGGCAGUCCAAAUCAGGAGAAGAAUUCAACAUCUGGAGGAACCAAAUCCCUUCCAGUAUGAUUAAACAAGGUGAAAAUAGUACAGAAUCAGCAGAAACAAGAACCCACAAGGACCAAUUCCCUGGUUCAGCCAAAGUCUUUUAAUUUCAAAGGAGUAAACAAUCGCACUAUAAAGCUGCCCGAUCCUAGGACUUAAUUUUUUUCCAAUUUUAAUUAAAAAAUUUUUGUAACCGUUUA